GGCAUUCAAUGCUACCAACACCUUCCGCUUUCUUCAUAUAAACACCCAACUGCGCCGAUUAACCAUCUCACUAAUUCUUCCAUCGGAAUCAAAAUGGCUCCGGCGACCGGAUUUUCAUACCAGAGGCUGAGGAACGAAGGCAGUGGAGACGAGAAUUAUGAGUACCUAAAAGAAGUGAAGAGAGCGAUUGCUCACGUGAAGGCCAGAAUCCAAUGGUCUUCGAGGUUGAAGAGAGUCCCAUUGAGGAAGAAAACGAAAAAGAUGAAGAUCCCAAGCUUGAGGAAGUUCAUGAGGAGAAAAGCUCGAGUUGUGAUGCUUUCAAUGGCGAAGGUUGUGAAGAGGCUCAAGGACAGCCAAUCACAUUUCGGCGAUUUGUUUGCUGGUAAUUAUCUGUUCAUGCAAGUCAAUCCUUCUUCUCUGAAAUCUUCUUCUCCGUUUGCAAUUCGUGGAUCAAUUAAGGGAAAUGAAGAUCAUGAUUUACGCUGUUCUUCUUCUUCUUCUUCUUCGCUUAGGGUUUCGUAAUCUGAUUGUUCAUCAGGUACAGAUCGAUUAAUGUAUCUGCAAUGAAGAUUCAUUCACAGGGUUAUUAAAUUUGGAAUAAUUAACUUUUGAUAUUCACAUAUGAAGCUAAUCUAUAUAUUUUUCAAGUGAUUUUUGUCCUCAUUACAUCCAUGGAUGAUCAACUGGACGAUAUUGAUGGCAAAUUCAGUCAAGCAAUUUGCUUUGUGAAUUGUGAUGAUAUUAUUAUUUGGAAAUAAAUAAUUGUUGUUAAUUUUAAUAUGUUAAUUGUUUAUAAAAAAAAUUAUUCGAUCCAAAGAUA
Lactuca sativa (garden lettuce) is the source of this 820-nucleotide messenger RNA. NCBI's taxonomy places the organism in Eukaryota, Viridiplantae, Streptophyta, Magnoliopsida, Asterales, Asteraceae. The record is from RefSeq and is a predicted model, not a curated record.